Haliotis rufescens (red abalone) is the source of this 3035-nucleotide messenger RNA. Its product is annotated as BTB/POZ domain-containing protein 3-like. Lineage: Eukaryota; Metazoa; Mollusca; Gastropoda; Lepetellida; Haliotidae. The record is from RefSeq and is a predicted model, not a curated record. The transcript is spliced from 4 exons. Gene Ontology annotation, molecular function: protein binding. Gene Ontology annotation, biological process: neurogenesis. The coding region runs from base 506 to 1924 and encodes 472 amino acids. Gene Ontology annotation, cellular component: cytosol.
CGUCCACACUACUGCUAAAGCUGUGCUGCUUGUAUGCAGCGACGUUCAUGUAUCAACACAGCUUUGUUUGUACCACUCAUUGUCCUGACGUGUUUGUCACACAUGAUGUGCACGUGAACGAGUCAAGCAUGUGUUCAGAGAGAGAAUAACUAUUCAAUUCCAUUAUGAAUAGAGCUUUGAAAGCAGGUACAGCUGGAAGUAUCGCACAUAAAUGCGCAUUUCUAUUCAUCUAGUUCUAUCAAAGGAAAGUAGGUUAGAGAAUCAGGAUGUUAUGACGUGGAGGCCUGGCGUGACGACAGUCGGAAAGAUUUGAGCAGGAAGACUCAAUGGCUUCACAGCUAGUACACAAACAGGCUUAAACAACACUAUCAGUCUCGGCAGGUGACGUCUUCAGGCCAGAUGUACCCUUCCUUCAUCAUGACGUCACAGUCCUCAAGAUUCCUGUCUACCGGUCCUGUAUGUCUGUUGUACGACGUGUACCGUGUUGUUAUACAUCUCACCGACCAUGGCAGAGGAGUCACCGCCGACGUUGUCGCUGACCGACAGCGAGGCCGAUGAGGAUAACAUCGGCUUUGUUGAUGACUGGCAGUCGGGGAAGGACUUCAUUCAGACCAACUUGAUGAUGCUGGACGGCGAAACUCUGUCUGACGUCACCUUCCUGGUGGGGGAGGAAGGGGAGACAAUCCUGGCUCAUAGAUUCAUGCUCGCAAGCCGCAGUUGCGUAUUUUUUGCGAUGUUUUGUGGUCGUAUCGCAGAGACGAAGGAGGUGAAGAUUACAGAUAUACAGCCCAAUGUCUUCAGACAGUUUCUAAGGUAUCUGUACACUGGGGUCAUCUCCUUGUCGGCGGACAAUGCCCUAAACCUACUCUACUGCUCCAAGAAGUACUGUAUUAAGUCAUUGGAACAAGAAGUCCUUGAAUACUGCCAAUGCUCCAUCAGCGCCGACAACGCCUGUACCUUGCUGGAACAAGCGUGUCUGUUUGACAUGAAGCAGCUGCAGGAGAAGGCUUUCAAUGUGAUGAAGAGAGACGCCAUCUUCGUGCUAACGUCGGACAACUUCGUCGACCUCUCCCAUCACAACCUGGACAAGCUGCUCGCCAUGGACGACCUCAAGGCCGAAGAGGAUGUUAUUUUCAAAGCCGUUGUGGGAUGGGCCAAGGCAGAAUGCAAGAGACAGGGGAAGAAUCACAGUGCCGGCGAGAUGAGAGAAGUUCUCGGCGCUGCGUUGUAUAAAGUCAGGUUUCCCCUCAUGGCCCAGUCUGUGUUCGUAGAGUUGGUUGCAGAUGGUAUUCUUACCGACAGCGAAAAGGUCAAGAUAUUAGAACGCUAUAUCUCGCCGAAGUCCAACAUUGAACCAUUCAUCGCGAAGCCCCGCGACACUGCACAAGUCAUAUACCGAGUACAGCGUCUGGUUCAGGGCGGGUUUGGGCAUCCAUUGAGUAAGGUCAAAGAUGCUCUGUACAUCUUCUGUGACAAGCCUGUCAUCUUCAUGGGCGUGAUGUUGUACGCUCCAGCAAAUAUCAUCACCAGCGCCUUAUCUUACUUCAAGUCCUUCCUUGACCCUCACAAUGCCGUCCUUGGUGACACGGUGAAGUACUACGUGACACUGGUGGUCCGUGACGCUCAGAACGCAAGGGUGGGCAUCCACCACUUUGACGUAGACCUGAAGGCUGGAGACGAGCAGCUAGAAGUUGCCAUGACAACGCCCGUCCCCCUGACUCCGGGAGAGAGGUACACCCUCACAUUGGUCAUUGAAGGACCAGUACGGGGCUGGGGUGGCAUGAACGGUAUGUCCGAACUCACCGACCCAGGGGGGGAAGUGACGUGGCGGUUUGAGCACGUCCCCACUCCGGGGAACACGGAGAACAGCCUGAAGGAGGGGAUCAUUUCAGGUAUCAUGUACUGUCUCGUCAGGGAAACAUAAAUCAAGCACGUCAAGCACGUCAAGCUUCAAGCAGUAUGUGCCAUUAGGAACUGCUUGACACCCGCACGAACUCCUUCCUUAGAAAAGCAGCCUGAUGAACUCUUUACCCGGAGAUGCUCUCCGACCCCCUCAUCCGCGAUCAUUAUAAAGACAAUGGACCAUCGGCAAUGAGAGGUUCAGAUUUCUCAUACAAGCUCAAGAGUGAUACAGAAACAUACAUCACAUGAAAUUUACAUGUUGUAACCAAAAUCUAUGGUAAACUAAUUGGGUAUAUUCGCCAUGUAAUUUGAAAUACAACUGUACAGGUUGACGAGUGAGUAGUGGGUUAUUUGAGGAAUACCUAAGACAGGGUCGCUCUGUACUACACAGGUUCUUGCUGGUUUCUAACCGGUUUAAGAGCCGGGAUCGCCGUCUGGAACACCACACGGACUGCGGUCGCCAGCAGACCUUCCAAUAGUCUGUCAUACAGACCCUGAAACAAAUAUAUCCAAUACAGUCCAUGCAAGUCUACAAUGUUUGGCAAAUCUGGAUUACUGCAGUCUCAGGAGAAAGUCUCUGGGCUCCUUUUUAUUAUAUUUUAUAACUAUAAUUUAACAACUGUCAUUUCUGUAAAAAAGUUCAUUUCAGAGACUGGAUGUUAAUCUAACCUUGCAAUAAAAUAACAAACUGACAAAACACUGGCAUAAGUCUACAAUACACAUGAAAUCGGCGACACAAAACAAUGCAUGCGAACGUAACGAAAAAACUGUUUGUUGAUCCUCAUGAUCAUGACUGUCCACUUCCUUCUUAUUCUGCGCAUGCCCAGUUUACAAGACUGUGGUCUGUGAGUUUUCGUCCUACCGUUUCCAUGUUUUCGGCACCGUGUUCUCAGAUCUAUGAUACUGUUUCUUAGCUUUUGGUUACGUUCUCAUUGUUUUACGUUGCCGUUUCCUUGUAUCGUAGGCAUAUGUCAGUUUACUGUUGCGGUCUGUCAGUUUAUUGUUGGUAGGCCUGGCUAGGUAGCUUAAACACGUCCAAGUACUGGGGACAGAAUCUUUACCAGCUUGUAUGCAAUUAACAUGUCAAAAGUUUUUUCAAAUCCCAUUAAAUAUAUCGCUCAUACGACCCGGAG